Messenger RNA from Trichoderma atroviride IMI 206040, 4326 nucleotides. RefSeq lists its product as uncharacterized. Lineage: Eukaryota; Fungi; Ascomycota; Sordariomycetes; Hypocreales; Hypocreaceae. The record is from RefSeq and is a predicted model, not a curated record.
UGCUGUUUUUGCUGCUAGAACCCGAUUCAUGCUUCUACACUUAUAGUUCUUUUGGAGAUAUUCCGCACCGGCUCGAGAAGCAAUCGCAAUUGAUCCGUUUCGAGAUUCGAUUCUAUACAAUUAAUACGACAAUUGAUACGCUGUUUAUCUUUUCUGACUUUGUUACUCUUUUGUUUCUACUUCUUUAAAUGAUUUACACACUAUGACGGCACCGACAAUGCAGCAGCCAAUCAUCCCCCCUCGUCCGUCCAAGAGCCCGGCCAAAGACCUCGCGGCCGCCAGUCCUACUCCCCUGAUUCCGCCACGGCCGACAAACAAACGAAUCGAUCGCUCAAAGUCCCCCAACCCCGAUCGAUUCGCCCAAUCGCCCUUCACCGAUGGCGCAAUUACUGUGAGCCCUCUUGGGUCCAAGCUUAGCCCCAGCUUCUCCCCUGGGGCCUCUGGCGAUGCCAUUGAUCACGCCGAGAGUGUGCCGAUGCCCUCUGUUGGAGAAGAGGGCCUGGAAUACAGCGUCAUCACCUCUGAGCUGCAAGGACAGGGCACCGAGGAUGCAGAGCAGACUCGCACUGUUGCCCAGGACCUCAAGCUUCACGCCCCUAAGCCGUCUCUCCCGGCAGCGAGCGCGAAAGAGCGGGUUAUGAACGUCACUCGCACCGACUCCGACAGGGCCGCCUCAUUUGGCAUCGGAAAGCCUGGAUAUCUUGAAGGCCGCUCAACCUCUCGCAACGGCCUGAGGAAGAAGUCUAGCACGACUCUCUCUGUUACCAGCGAGCAAGACCAGCAGCUUGAUGACGAGCAUGGCAUUCCCGAGAUUGGGCAGCGAGUUCCCAUGAAUCCGCACCUCGGAGAUGUCCAAGCGCCAUCGCCUGCUCCGACUGAUGGAAACGGCAAACACCAUAACCGCAAGCUUAGUUCGCGUGGUCUGCCCCCGGGAAGCUAUGGAAUGCACGGCCACGGGGUUGUGCCUCAAGAUGAGCUUGACAAGGCUUAUUACAAGAAGCAUCCUGAAGUGAUGCAGCGAGAGCAUCAUACCCCGCUGCACGAUCAUCGCCAGACCGACUUUGCUCUGAGCAGCAGUGAUCUCAAUAAGCUAGUCCGAGACACGGCCAACCGUAAAUCUAUAGACUUCAAUGAACAACAUGGAACCCCCAACGAAGAAGUUGCGUUUCAAGCUCACGAGGAAUAUGCCAGCCGCAUGGCCACCCCGCGUCCAGCUUCGAUGGUUCUGGAUACAGGUGCACCAUCGGAGGACCCCGAUGCAUCUGAGAAUAAGCCUAUUCAUGUAGACGACCCCAAGCAUCCCGAACACUACUCCUAUGGCGCUGAAAGCCCGGUUGAGGCCCGCGGGGACGAGUUUGAGGCGCCGAUCCUGGCUGCCGAUGAGAUUGAGAAGGAUGCUAGGCGCCCUGCUCAGCAGCCAGCCAUUCGACCUCACCUCGACCGCAACGGUAGUUCGUAUGAUGGCACAAGUCGUCCUACAAGCCGUCCUACCAGUCGACCCACGAGUGUUUACAACGCCCACUGUCUCGACUUUGACCACACUCCUUUGGAAGAUGUUCGCGAAUACGAGCCUUUGUUCCCCGAUGAAGCCGCCAAGAAGGAGGAGGAAAGGCGUGAAAGCAAAGACGGAUCAAAAGCGCGUCACUAUUUCCCUAGCAAAGAUGUUUGGGAAGAUGCACCGACCAGCGUUCACUACACCGCGGAGGUCUCAACUCCUGACAAUGUAGAUGAAAAUGCAGAGGAAGACGCUCAACGAAGGAAGUCGUCAACGCAUCCUGAGAAUCGCCCCAUGACCCCGGCUCAAAUGUUUGCCAUGCAACAAGAAGAGCUCGCCGAAAAGGAAGCAAACGGCAAGAAACACAACUUCCUACCCAUCUUGGAGCAGCCAAAGCCUACUUGGGUCGAUCACCAACCCCAUCUGAAAGGUGGCAAGUCAAGUACAGGUCAUCGAUUCCCCAGUAAAGAUGUGUGGGAAGAUACUCCAGAGAGUCUUCUUCAUGAGGCAGAGGUGGAGGAAAAGCCAAAGAGCGAGAACAAGCCUGAAGUACCCGCCCGACCUUCCAAGAAGCUAUCCGAACUGCUUUCACAUAAGCCUGCCGUUCCUGAUCGCCCAAAGUCAACUAGACAGCUCAGCGGGGAAGAUGCGCCCAAGCCGGUGAUACCUACUCGACCUGUUAAAAAAGUUUCGGCCGACUCAAAGGAUGGAGAGCUUUCCAAACCGAAGCCCCCAGUUCCCUCUCGCCCUGCUGGGGGUAAGAUUGCCGCUCUGCAGGCUGGCUUCAUGAGCGAUUUGAAUAAGCGUCUGCAGCUUGGACCGCAGCCUUCGAAGAAGGAGGAGACUGAAAAGAAUGAAGCUGUAGAGGAUAAGGAUAAAGUCCUACUGUCUGAUGCUAGAAAAAGUCGGGCUAGAGGACCACAGCGUCGCGCACCGACUAAGAGCUCGGCCCCAGCUCCUGCUGCUACAUCAACGAAGGAGCCCGCUCCUAUCACGCUAUCCUUCUCACAGCCGCAGACAAUUUGGAACAUUGACCCUGAUCAUGGCGACGUCCAUGUUGCUUCUGACUCACUCGAGGUCCCUGCAAAGGACGUUUCUGAAACCGGACUAGAAGCAGAGAAACUGCCUCCGAUAGAGAAUGAGAAGCCUGCCGAGGUAGAAAAGCCUAAAGCAGAAGAGGAGAAAGAGACGGAGCCUGUCGCAAAGGUGGUAGAACCUGAAGCCCCCAAGGAACCUGUUGAGCCCGCUGCUUCAACCGAGCCUGCACAGUCCGAGACUGUGUCAGAGCCCAAACCUUUGGCUGAAUCUGAAGAACCAAAGGUCCUUGAGAGCGCCAAAGAGCCCGAAAUAACCAAGGAGCCUGAAGAAAUUAAGGAGCCAGAAGAAAUCAAGGAGCCAAGCGAGCCCGAGAAGUUAGAAGAAGUCAAGAAACCGGAAGAGCCAGUAAAGGAAGAAACACUCGCGGCAAACAUGGCUGGCGAAAGCAUCUUGGAGGCCAAAGUGGAACAACAGAACGAUGAUACACAGGAGAUAGAACCUGUUAAAGUUACAGACGAGGUGAAGGCUUAGAGUAGGAGUGUUGGAUGUGCCGGGGCCUAUUUUUGUCUUGUGCACGGAUCUACCGAUGAGACUGGCUUCUUGGUUUCUGUGCAUUCUAGCUACAUCAGGGUCUCGAAACUUCAAAGUCAUGACACUCAUACGGGGCUUUAUUUCACUCUUUUAACAUAAUGAAUAAGAUCUUCUUUUCUGUCUUAAGAAAAACAAGAAAAUUUGCAAAUUUGAGUGAGAUGUGUACUCUAUAAAUGACACAUGCACAUGAAUACAUAUAAUACAUAAGCAAGACUAGCUAGUUUGUAAAUGUCUCAGCUAUUUUCUGCUCCACGAGCUCCUCUCCUGACCCUGGCCCUCGCGCUCUCUCUCUAGUAACCGGUCAAACUCUUGCUGAGCUUGCCCUUUGGCCAAGUUCUUCUCCUCGUCGGCGCUCGAGAAUGAAUAGCUCUCUCGCGGGGCUGAUCCUUGGUACUGCGCACCUGAUUCAGCCUCUGAUCCCCAUCCGCCUCCUGACUGAGGCUUCUCCCACGUCUUGCGAUUUUGCUGAGAAGGCUGGUAUUGAGCUUGUUGUCGGAUGCGGUCCCACGCCGAGCCGCUGGAAUUGUUUGAGGCAUCUGAGCGAUUUCUUGCUGCGGGUGCGACGGGCGAGGCGUCAUCAAAGUCGUCUGUAAAUGAAGAAUCCCACGCAUCAGAUUGCUGUUGUUGCGGUUGGGGCUGUGCGGACGGUGUCGCGGGGCUGCGAUAUGACGUCCAGGCGGAUUGCGUUGGUGCAGCUGGAGCCUUUUGUUCAGAUUCGGCAUCUCUAUAUUGUUGAUUCGUAUUCUCAUACUGCGCUGCCGACUCCCAUUCGUCGCGAAUCUGCUCGCGAGCUUCCGGAUUGCCUCCUAGCAGCGUAGCGCCCUGGGCCCCUCCAUCAUGUAAGAGCGCUCGCAGCCUAGGAUCCGCCUCCAUCUCUCGACGCUGUCGCAUGAAGUUUGCGCCUUGAAAGACCGGCUCGCCAAGAACCCAGAGGGUUCCGUAAUAUGCGGCGAAGCGGGCGCUAUGCCACAUGAACUUGAGGCCCGGGCUGCCGCCGAUGGGGCUGAAGCGCUUGAAUUCCGGGUUGAAGAAGGGGAAGCGCCACGUCUUGCGGCCGCGGUAGGCCAUGUAGCCCGCGAAGCCGGUCAUUGCCCAUUUCCACGCGAGCAGGUUGUGCACGCUCGACAGAAAGUGCUCCGUGAGGGCCUGCGUCUCUUGGUCCUCAAAGGCGCGGUUGUUGACGGCGGCCAGGGACAGGACGG